Drosophila suzukii is the source of this 639-nucleotide messenger RNA. Its product is annotated as dynein light chain roadblock-type 2. NCBI's taxonomy places the organism in Eukaryota, Metazoa, Arthropoda, Insecta, Diptera, Drosophilidae. Gene Ontology annotation, molecular function: dynein intermediate chain binding. Gene Ontology annotation, cellular component: cytoplasm; centrosome; cytoplasmic dynein complex. Gene Ontology annotation, biological process: microtubule-based movement. The record is from RefSeq and is a predicted model, not a curated record.
UCCCAAAAGAAUUCAGUACAUACAAGCAAAUCACACAGACCAGUCAACUCACUCCCAGUCGCAAAACAUAUACAUAACAAUUUACUACUUUCCACACAAUAUAAUACGGAAGAUAAUGAAUCGCAUCCUGGAGCAGGUGAUCCACCAGAAUGGAACCAUGGUGGAUCGCAUAUUAUCGGAGCACACUUUGGGAUAUGUGGUCUCCGACAAUAUGGCAAAUGCUGUGGCAGAAACGUCCUUCGAUAACACAAGUGCCCAGGCGAUUGUGAAGCAUUUGAAUGGACUCCUGGUGGGCACCUGCCAAAGUGUAAUUCGUGACCUUGACCCCUCCAACAAACUCUGCUUCAUGCGCCUGGCCACUCGUAAGUUCGAGUAUCUGGUGGCCCCCGAGGAGUACUUUACCAUCACAGUGGUUCAGUGAGGAAAUAUAUAUAUAAUAUCAUUCAAAUUGGAAUAUUCGAACAGAAUGAAUCAAGUGCUUGUCAGAUAACUUAAAAAUUGCCUUAAACUUUUAGGAAGAAUUUCCUAAGAACAUGUAAAAGUUUUUUGGAAAUUGUUUCCUACAAUUUUAAGGCGAUUUCCUGCUUUCCAGUUCAAAAAUGUACAUAUUGUCUACAAAAAUAUUACAAUGUUGUAAUG